This is a messenger RNA of Cyprinodon tularosa, 4477 nucleotides long. RefSeq names its product phosphatidylinositol transfer protein cytoplasmic 1b (gene pitpnc1b). The transcript is spliced from 10 exons. NCBI's taxonomy places the organism in Eukaryota, Metazoa, Chordata, Actinopteri, Cyprinodontiformes, Cyprinodontidae. The record is from RefSeq and is a predicted model, not a curated record. The coding region runs from base 581 to 1504 and encodes 307 amino acids. Gene Ontology annotation, biological process: phospholipid transport. Gene Ontology annotation, molecular function: phosphatidylinositol binding; phosphatidylinositol transfer activity. Gene Ontology annotation, cellular component: cytoplasm.
GGCAAAGGAAUUUGUGAGAGGAACUGAAAGCAGUGGUGACCAGUUUAGGGAGGAGGAGCACUGCAGAGACAGGAAGGUUACAUAUACAGAGGAAUUAAACAAAGCGCAGACAGAAACAGAGGGGGAAAGGUUGGUUAGUUGCAGGUCUUUUUCUUUACCUAAGGUAAUUACCACUUUGCUCUCACUGCAGCAACAGAAAUGCAGAGAGUAAACAGCAAUCAGAUAGGAGAGAAGAGAGAGACAAGAAGCUGCCAAGGAGAGAGUAAGAGCAGCAUUUAAGAAGUCAAGUCAAGAUUAAUUGAGGAAAAGAAACUAAAAGCAGAGACGAGCCUCUGAGGAGCUGGGAAAAGUAAGAAAACAGUCGACAUUCAUUGACAAAGAGCUGGACUCAACUUCAAGGUCUCCUGACAACAACAAAACAGGAGGGUUGGGGGUGGAGAGAAGCUUUAAAGAGGUCACUGUGGUCCAUGUGCAGCGUGCCUGAGCAGGUCUACUAUGCAAGAGAGACAACAGAGAUAAACAAACCAAAGCACAGUUUCUCUGUUCACUUCCAAAAGACAUCCCUUCCUGUAGCAGCAACAUGUUGAUGAAAGAGUAUCGCAUAUGUAUGCCACUGACGGUGGAGGAGUACAUGAUUGGGCAGCUCUAUAUGAUCAGCAAGCACAGCUGUGAGCAGAGUGGUGGAGGUGAGGGAGUAGAGGUGGUGAGGAAUGAGCCGGAUACUCACCCUCAGCAUGGUCCCGGACAAGUGACCGAGAAGAGAAUCUACCUCAGCAGCAAACUGCCAUCCUGGGUUAAAGCUUUUGUUCCACGAAUCUUUUAUGUGACAGAAAAGGCAUGGAACUUCUACCCCUAUACUAUCACAGAAUACUCUGUAUCGUUCGUCCCCAAGUUUAGCAUUCGCAUUGAGACAAGGUUCGAAAACAACAACGGCAAUAACAACAAUGUGUUUGGGGACACGCCAACCCCGGCGGAGAACGUUUGCUUCCUGGACAUCCUCACUGACCCAAUCCCAGAGAAGCAUUACAGAGAAUCAGAGGAUCUGAGUCGCUGGCGGUCAAAUAAAACCAACAGAGGGCCUCUGCAAAAAGGCUGGAGGGACAACCAGAACCCCAUUAUGUGCUCCUACAAGAGAGUGCAGUGCAGCUUUGAGGUCUACGGCUUCCAGACAAAGACAGAGGAGUUUGUACAUAGACUGAUUAAAGAUAUUCUUCUCGUCGGCCACAGACAGGCAGUUGCAUGGGUUGACGAGUGGCACGGGCUUAGCUUGGAAGAGGUGAGGGAAUACGAGAAGGCAAUGCAAGAGAAGACCAACACCAAAGUCAAAUCGAACGAGAACAACUCAGGCCCACAGGGUCAUACCCAUCCCACUAUCUCCCGUUCCAUCUCUGUGACAGACGAACGUUCCCUGAAGAGGAUGGGAGUGACGACGGUGGACAUGUCUGGAACGUCAGCCUCCUCCAUGCCUCACAGUCCUUGUCGCCUUAACUCAACCCCAGAGUGACCCCCCUUUGCACAAUGACAACACUAGAAAAACAUUCUAACUUAGGAUCAAAAGCAGCAAGGGUUAGUGGAUGCUGUUUGUCAAAACAUUGGAGGUAUAGUUACGUAAAUAUGCAAAGCAAGAAGUGCCAUAUUCCAAUAAAUGCCUAUAAAAUAUUAAAUAUUUAAAGGUCAGAUAUGUACAGAUAGUAACUAAUGAAAGAUACUUUAUUUUAUUUUAGCAUAAAAUCUAAUUAUUUAAUUUGAUCCAUCCAUCCAUUGUCUCUCUAAAAACCUUAAAUUGAUCUCUAAUCUAUUUUGUUUUAAGAGGCAUUACAGAGUUUUCUAAUGAUACUGCCACCUGUGGCCAAAAUAUAGAACUGCAGCACCCUUCUGUAAAUUCUCGUGCCUCGUGCUCAUACUUGACAAGGAUUUAUUUUUUUACUUUUCUCACCAUAUGUAGAGUUGCCACUGGUGUCGGAGUUGGAUGCAGGUCGCUAUCGAGUCUCCACAAAAUCCAUCUUCAGUAUAGCUCUUUGAUUGUUUGCUAGGUUGGACCCAUGGAUGAGCUUAACAUCGCAUUCGCAGAAAUAGCUCAGGACCUUCCGACCCAAAUUACAUUUAGGGAGAAUAAGCUACAGCCUUAUAGAUGCAUCUGUGCUGAACUACUGAGGUGUCAGUCUAUUUAAAGUAUAAUUUUCAGUAAAAACUUAAAAUAUGUCUGUUUAACCAAAUUUAAUAUACAAUUGACAUUUAGUUGUUGGUUUUUACCUUUGAAAUAUGUCCUUUCAAAUGGUGUUUGAAUCCCAGAUGGGUCAUUUCUGCUUAGAGGUUGCAUGAUUUCCUUCUCCUUAUUUCCAAAUAUAUCAGGCUGCGGUUCAGUGGCUGCUCUUACAUAUAGGUGCUUAGAUUUUGUGCCUUGAUGAGGAAUCACAAUCUGCCCAGGAUGUAUCCUGCCCCCACCCACUGACCACCAGUCUGGGCAACAAUUCUGUGACAAGACAAGGACUGAGUCAAAAUAGUAAAACGGAUUAAUUUAUUGGACUUUGGCACUUCCAUACAUAAGAUAUUCAGAAGAGGUUUUAUGUCAACAGAAUGUGUUCUAAAAAUGUCUUGAAGAAGAACUUGAUAGUAAAUCUCUAGUUUGAAAUUUUCAUUUUAGCAGUUAUCACAUUGUACAUUUCUUAAAUCUAUACAAAAAUGUGAUGGUAAGGAUAAACACCAGCUUCUUUCUCAGAUAAAAUGCUGCUUUCUAGGGAUCAAAUUCCAUUCAUCCAUCCAUUUUCUGUCAUGCCUAUCCCUACGGGGUUGCUAGGGGUGCUGGUGCCUAUCUCCAGCCGUCUAUGGGCUAGAUGCGGGCUGCACGCUGGACAGGUCGCCAGUCCAUCGCAGGGCAACAAUCAAAUUCCAUAUUGGUACAAUUGUUACAUUGGGACAGAUGCAAAAGAGCUGAUUAUAUUUCUUGUGGGGGUAGAUUUAGCAUCAAUGUUAAUAACACUGUUGCCAAAUCUGAGCUUUUUUUUCAAUGAGUUAGGUUGGAACAAAUAGCUUUGGGUGAGUUGCUUAAGUUUGGGCUGCUUUAUAUGAACUUUCUUAGUUUUUUAGAAAUUAUUAAAUUAAAAAUUAAAUAAAAAUAGUUAUGUUUGAAAACAAAACUUCCACAUUUCAAUGAAAUGUGCCCUUGCAGUUAUAUCAUUAGACUGUUUAUUUUUAAGAAUUUAGGAUAAAUGAAAAAUAAGUAAGAAUUUUCUUUGUCAGACCUUGUCAUUGGUUAAUUAUUUCUGUACAAUAAUAGUGAAAAUUUCCAAUUUUUUAACUCCCCAAAUGGGACGAAGAGUUUAAUCAAACUACAAUUAUUUUUUGGCCUGAAGGUCUUGAGCGUUUUCUUGAAUUGGAGACCCAAAGGUCAUGCCGCACUGAGAAAAACAAGCCAAAAAUAACAUAUAUAGGAUUGGAGGCAGAUCCUAAGCUUUCCCAGGGAAUGACUUAAACUUAAUGCAUAUAUUUCUAUAAAGAAUUGUAUUUAAAAUAUGCAUAUAUUUCAGGGAGCCUGAACCUUUUAGCUUGUUUUAAUGCAAUUUUCAGCAAGCUUUGAAAUUUUCUCUGUAAUGUAAUAAUUUUAUGUUUUUCAGGCAUGAGUUUUGAAAAAGGUUGAGGUUUUUGAUGAGGUGGUUGCGUUUUAACCUAUGCUUGCACUGUAAACUGUCAGAGAUGGACACCCUGAUUGAUCCUAUUAUGUAGUUGCCUUCCAGGAGCCUAAAGUGUUAAAUUAUUCACCUAAUACUAUUGCAUUACUGUAUAUCUAUAUUUAUGACUUUCUAUUUGAAUGAACUUGUGUCUUCCUGAUAGUGCAUGCUAGGUGCACAAGUGAUUUUUUUUUUGCUCUAGAAAAAAAAAAAAAAAAAAAAAAAAAAAAAAAAAAAAACAUCUCCAGAUGUAUUUAUCCACCUCAAAAAAUGCAUGUCAGCUCUUUCCAUUAGUUCUUCGGUCUUACUGGAACACGGCAACCACCUGAAGGGAUUUACAUUUGUUUCCACAAUACAGUCUACAGACAGAUGCAUAAGGAGUUUAAUAGAGUAGAUCUAAUGAGAGCACAGGGGAGAGGGGGGGAGGCGCUUGAUGCAGUGAAUCAGCUCCCCCCGUCUACCCCAGCCAAUAAGGUCACACCAGCUGUAUUGACAGAGGGCAGUGAGGUGUGGUAUUGGCUCUCUGAUGGCUUUGCAGGGAGCAGUGAAUGGGUCAAGCCACGGCUAAACUUCAAUUUGGGUCAAUGAUACGUUUAGCUUCCUUUUUGUAUUGAAAUGGGUUAUUAGGUUAUCAGCAAUAGUAUAAAACAUGGCUGAAUGUAUAUUAUAAAUAAAAGUCCAAUAUACUGUUUAGUUUGUGUGAUGUAGUUUGGGUUUGAAAGUGGUUGAAAUGUACACACCAAUAAAUGUGCAUAUUCAGUUAUGUGGGAUUUUUUUUUAAUCAAUAAAUAAAUUUUCUUCUAAAUAAA